Harpegnathos saltator (Jerdon's jumping ant) is the source of this 3255-nucleotide messenger RNA. RefSeq lists its product as uncharacterized. The transcript has 5 exons. Bases 354 to 2084 code for a protein of 576 amino acids. Lineage: Eukaryota; Metazoa; Arthropoda; Insecta; Hymenoptera; Formicidae. The record is from RefSeq and is a predicted model, not a curated record.
GGAAAUAACGGAAUAAAUUCUAUCGGAAUCGAUUCCGACGAGUUCCGUAAUAGGUACCCAUGUGUGAAGCCCGUAAGUCAUUUCAUGUGUGGAGCCCUUUACAGUGUUCCGUUUCUCUAUUUACAGACCUCGGUCUGCAACCUAUUCCGAACUGGUUUUUAUUCUUCUUCCAUCGUGAAGGAGAAUGCACGGAUAAAAAACAGUGUGUAUCCUUUUUAUGUGAACUCUACUUUUAUUUUUUAAAUUUGGAAUAUUUAGGAGACGCGCAGUCUAGUUGUACUGAGAAAGAAAAGUAGAGCAAUACCUGUGCAUACCAAGAACAUUGGAUACUCAUUCAAUGCCACACUUGAAUAAUGGUGGAACAUCACAGCGACAAAGGAUAUACACCUCUACCACAAAGUAUAAGUAACACUGAUACCGAAGAUGAAGAGGAACAUUUAACUCAACCUAACGAUAAUGCCUGCAAGGUUGUUGAUAGUACAACAAUAGCGGAAUUGCAUUCGAAUCACGAAAAUGGCAUGUUUUAUCCAUUGGAUGAAACAAAAAAUCUGGGAAAUAAUGCAAGGAAUAGACAAAGCACAAUCAAGUAUUAUAGGGAUGAUAUACCAAUAAUGGUGAUUGAAGGAAGUGAGCAAAAUGAUUUUUGGAAAAGGGAAGAUAUGUCACCAAUCAGACGAUUUUGCUUAUUGGCAUCAAUACUUCUAUGUAUUGUUACAAUAGUUAUCUUUUUGUAUGUAUUACCCUGUGACAAUUCAAUGGUCUGCCCUCCAAUCAUUGAAUCACAAUCAUCAGUAUCAUGGGAUAAAACUUUGCAAAGUGUAGAAAUACAAGGGCCUAUUACUAUAGUACCUGGAUUCCCAUACAAUUUGAUAUUUCUUCUUCAUGGUGAACAACACAAAAAGAAUGAUACAAAAGAUGGAACAAUACAUCAAAGACAAAUACCAUCAGAAGGAGGAGGAGUUAUGUCAAUGCAAGGAAGUAGUGGGUUGCCUUUAUGGCUGGUUCCAUUAAAAAGGUUACCUACUAUCAUAGAUUGUACUAGUAUUGAUAUAGACCGUUCUGGGAAACCUGACUGUAUUGUUGCUGGUGAACAAGGCUUACUUGUUAGCAUAGAACCAAUUGCUGGAACAAUUCAUUGGAGUUCAACAACUCAUACAUUUCCUAAAUUACCAGUUAUUCUACCAGAUAUUGAUGCGGAUGAUAUUGAAGACUUGUUGAGCAUAUCAGUAGAUAAUGCUAAUGUGUCAUCUCUUGUUCUUCUGUCAGGCAAGACUGGCCAAUUACUAGGACGUUAUUUAGUUAACUGCACCUCUAUUGAUAUAUAUAAUCUCGUCUCUAAUGGCAGCAUAUCUUACAGCUGUUACAAUGACAAUGCGAAACAUUCGACGAACUUCAUGUCUCUAAAAGGUUUAUUUCACAGUAUAAAAACAUCACAGAUGCAUAAAAAGCUUGCAACCAAAUUGACGAACACAUUGCCACGACUUUUUGAAAUAGUUAAAAUGUGCAAUGAGGAAUAUAUUUGGAAGCCUACGCCUUAUCACUAUCUGACUAUAGAAAAUAAAGGAGUAUGUCCGGGUCAACUUUGCCGGGUUAAUGUGAAUCUAACUUUGCAGAAGUUAACAAAUGAACCGAUAACUAUUUGGGAUCACGUGAGUUUAAAUACGUUCGCAUCGAAGCCGGCAUUUUUGGUAACCCCGGAUAAACCUUACACCUCUGGUUUUGCCAUUAAAUUCUGGCAAUGGACAGACUUGUUAUCCGAUUAUGUUGAAAAAGCAUCUGUUACAGAGCAGAAGCUCAUAGAAAGAGUUUUGAUAGUUUUCGUGAACUAUACAGAUGUACAAGCUAUUAACGCUAGUCAAAGUGAUUUAACGCAAUUGUGCCAUGGUUUUAACUGUCAACCAGAUUUAAAUUCGCGAAAGCAGUUUAGUUCCAUUGCCAUUAAGUAUAUUAAUAAUGAUGAAUUUCCUGAAUUGAUAAGUUAUUGGUCCUCAUAUGAUGUAGACUCAACGAAAAGCUUGACAUCGAAAGUACAAGUCAUCAAGAUGGAUUCUGUAAUGUCUAAUUUAUUACAUGGAAACGUUUAACUUUGUCAGACGAUUUUCGUUCAUAUCUCGCAUUCAACAAUAUGAUUGCGCUUGCAUCGCAUUUCAUCGAUUCGUUUGAAGUAAAGGCAUUGUCAUGUCAGUUUAAAGUAAAGUUUAAAAUUUUAAACAUAAAGAUCAGAUAUUUAUUUCACAUAUUUGAAUAGAAUUAUUCUAAUCUCUUCUGGUUUUAUUUAUUUUUUUUAAUAUUUAUCAAUGGCUGUGUGCAGAAAACGGGUUUUAGAAUCGCUAAAUGAUAUUUGUCUGUGAUUGAUAUAUAUUUAAAAAUUUAUCAAUCUGUUCUUUAAAGAAAUUAAUCUCAACCAUUAUUACAAAUCUUCAAACAGCAGCUAGUGAUUCCUAAAAUUGUAUGAUAUGAUCAAUAGUCAAGAUUGUAUCACACGUGCAAAGAAAUUUAUGCCAUAAAUUAUUAAUCAUAAAAAUGUUAUGUUUUCUGAUUAUACUCUAAAUGGUGCCUUGAACCGAGUUGUAUAUACUUAUGCGUUUUAUAUCAUUCAUAAAGUGCAAGAAAAAUCUGCACUUAGGAUAUAUUUAUUUAUAAACAAAUAUAUAUUUAAUGUGUGUUCAGACCAUACUUGUUUAUAAAUAGAUAUUUCCUUGCAAGUUCAAAACCGUGGAAAAAUAUUUACAUUUUCGCCUAAAUCUUUAAAGUUUUUGCUAUGCCUAUUAAUUUUUCAAAAAGUUUAAAUUCUUCGCAGUAAGUACAAACAUUAAUUAAAUAUAUAUGUUUUCUACAUAUAAGCAAUAUUGCAGUAUUAUGAGUUCAAUAGUUAAUGAAGGGUGUGUUUUCUCCGGAUGGGUACUGCGUCGUAAUUCAGCUUCGUGCCGACGUUUCGCAAAUAUUGCAAGCGAUAUCAGUAUUGGAGCUCCUAGCCCUGAUGAUGCAAGCUGCAAUGUUUGUGAAACGUCGGCACAAAGCUGAAUUACGACGCGGUAUCCAUCCGGAAGAAACAUACCCUGAUUGUAUCAAUGGGCCGCAAAAGUCUAAAAACUAAUUAAUGAAAAUCUUAUUCUAGUCGUGUACAAGUAUUAUCUUAAUUUGUGCUUUGAAUUAAAUCUUAUCGUUUAUGUUAUUGAUAGAUUAUUUGAUAAAUUAUUGGAUAUAUUAUCGCUUAACUCUAUGAGGAAUUAUUGUAAUUCAAAAAAUUAUUAU